CAGUCAUAGAUCAUACAUGACAUGCCAUAGCUAUGAGUCAUGAUAUUUUAGUGCUGAUUAAUGAAUCAUAUGAGGUGAAUCAGGACUAUGAGAUUGUAGCAAGACUGGUGAAAGCAAGGAAGAUACACUCCAUCAUGAAUGGACUCAAUUGUGUCAUUACAAUGAUUAGUUCCACAAUGCAUCAUAGAUCAUCAUUUUAGAGGUGUGGUCUUCUAUUUAAAAGGUGUGUUUUGCAGUAAUUUCAUUGUCAACAUAGCAAAGCCUACAGCGAUGUCAGAAACUGAUCCACUACUUCCAAAAAGAAGGGAAAGCAAUGGAUACGCCAAUGGAUCCACCAAUCACAGUGUCAACCUGAGCGAGAGCGUUGUUGACGUGACUGGACUGACUAGAGCGGAUGAUGUUCCAUUAAAAGUAAAGGAAAGCAAGGGAAGAUGGAUAUCUCUGUAUGUCCUUUACUUCACAAUGUUCCUUGGCUCUGUCACGUUCUCUGUAGUGAUAUCUUCAAUUUAUCCUUAUCUACAAAAGAUUACUAAUAAUACUUCCUCUACAUCAUUUCUCGGAUACAUUGUUGCCAUAUAUAGCCUCGGUCAAUUAUUAUCGUCACCAUUGUUCGGACUAUGGUCCGAUUACCAACACGCCAUGGUUCCCCUACAGACUGGGCUCAUGAUGACAGUUGUAUUUAAUAUUCUUUAUUGCUAUGCUGUUGUAUUCUCUCCUACUGUUGGUAAAAUAGUGCUAUUGGUAUCGAGGGGUUUGAUUGGAGCUGGAGCAGGUAUGUCAGCAGUAGUCCGUUCCUAUGCUUCCUCAGCUACUACCAACAUUGAGAAAGCAGGUGUCUUUGGUAUUAUUGGUGCAGCCACAGCCAUUGGGUUUAUCGUAGGACCAGUACUUGGUCUUGCUUUUGUACCACUGGGCAGUGAAGGGUAUGUAAUACCAAAGAUCAAUCUUCACUUUGACAUGUAUACUGGACCAGCAUAUCUCAGUGCACUAUUAGCUAUCAUUAAUAUGAUACUACUGGUCUUUUUCUUUAAAGAGUACAGGAUCACACCAAAAAGAAAGAAGAGCAACACAAUAGUAUUGACCAAACCUAUCUCUAUUAAUAGUGAUGAUGAACGUUCAUUAAGUCUAGGUACCCCGGCCAUUAAUUCUGAUCAAGAGUCACAAUCACUUAAACAUGAUCGUAUCGGAGCAGCUGUCCUUAUAGUCCUUUUCUUUGCAAUAUUGUUUGCAUUCUCAUUAUACGAAACUAUUGUCACACCAUACAGUAUGGAUGAGUUUGCUUGGACAAAGAAGCAGGGUGUAUUUUAUAAUAAUCUGUUGUUUGGCGUUUUGUCAAUAAUAUCAGCUAUCAACUUCUUUAGUGCAAGAUGUAUCGUUAGAUGUGUUGAUGAGAGAACAGGUAUAAUGGUUGGUCUCUUCCUAAUGUGCAUUGGAUUCUUAAUAACUAUGCCACUUGGAAAUGAACUGCCUAAAGUAGGAAUGAUAGAUAUAGACACAUUAAACUCAUCAUAUGUUAUAACACAGAACAGCUCCACUGUGGCUCUUGGCUGUAGAUACCCAAAGCUAAAAUGGUGCACUCAUGUGCCUAGGCUGUACUUAUCCCAGUACAUAAUAGGAGCCAUUAUAUUCACACUGGGCUAUCCUGCAGCUUUUGUGUAUUGCUUCACACUCUUCUCUAAACUCCUUGGUCCUAAACCACAGGGUAUAAUGAUGGGGCUAAUAACAGCUUCUGGUAGUCUUGCUAGAUGUGUUGGUCCUCUCUUUGUUACUUUUGUGUAUGAUGCCACUGGCCCUCAGAUUACACUAGCAACUGUUGAUGGGAUACUAGGACUGGCUAUCAUCCUACUAGCUGUCAGUUACUAUAGACUAGUGCCUUUGGGUCAUAAGAGAGGUUUCAGUAAAAGAUUGUAAUGCUAAUUCAAUGUGUGAUGAAACUGAAUGUUAUAAAUUAUAAUAUUUUAUGUUAAAGUGAGGCGAACAUUAUUAUUGAAAUGAAUACAGUUGUGUUAAGUCAUUGCUAUUGUUAAAUGUUUAACAUUUUACACUCAUUGUAACCAA
This is a messenger RNA of Amphimedon queenslandica, 2058 nucleotides long. RefSeq names its product major facilitator superfamily domain-containing protein 8-like. Bases 271 to 1911 code for a protein of 546 amino acids. Gene Ontology annotation, biological process: transmembrane transport. The record is from RefSeq and is a predicted model, not a curated record. Gene Ontology annotation, molecular function: transmembrane transporter activity. Lineage: Eukaryota; Metazoa; Porifera; Demospongiae; Haplosclerida; Niphatidae. Gene Ontology annotation, cellular component: lysosomal membrane. The transcript is spliced from 12 exons.